GACACGGUUGAAGAUUAUCUACAACCGUGGUUUUUGUUUUUGAAGCACUUUAAAUAAUUUUCAGUGUAGUUACUAGUUAAUAGUUAUCACUCUACUGACGUAGUUCUUGACACUUGUUUAAAAUUUAAAUCUCAAUUGUUAAUUCCUCAGCGUUGAGACGUUGAGAGUAAGUUAUAUCUAUUAAUUUUAUUUUUUUUUGACGAUAAUGAAUUGGCUGUGAACAGUCACAAUGGCGGAAACGGAGGCAACAGAGCCACAAACUUCUCCAGACGACAAAGAACUGGAAGAGAUUUUAAAACUUACCUGGGGUCAGCAGAUACGACAAGAUAUAUUCCAACGAUGGACCCAAGGCUUUUGUUUCAGUGAUGAUGAACCUACUGCCCUGGUGCAAUUCGAGGGUGGGCCUUGUGCUGUAUUAGCACCGAUGCAGGCAUACAUUAUCAAAAACAUUGUCAACAAUAAAUCUGUUGACAAUGAUUGGAAAAAAGCUGAAGUUGAAGAACAAAACCAUCUUUUAUGUAAAGCCGCCUGUGAUAUCCUUUGCCAAGCAACAGCUGGCUGUGAUAUAUUGAAAUUUGUACAUAUUGAUGAUAAGGUAGGGUGCCUUGAACACAGUCAGUUUCAUUCUAUGCUUAAAGUAGAACAAGUCAAUAAGGAUAGUAUAGAAACUUUUUUAAAAAACCAUGUAAGUUUUAUGCGCGAUACAUUCGGUGUUUUGUUAUUUUUGUAUACAGUCAUGUGUUCUAAGGGUUUAGUUAAAUUAAAAGAAGAAAUAUGUGAUUUAGAUGUAUCAUUGAUUGAUAAAGAAUUUGGCUAUGGUAGCCAAAGUUUAAUUAAUAUGAUGAUUACAGGACAAGCAGUUUCUAAUGUAUUUAAUAACGAUCAAGUAGUAGCUGGGCUUAAAUUGCAAGGUAUUGAAAAACAAAGUGAAGUUGGUUUUAUGACCUUAUUAGAACAUUUAAGAUACUGUCAAGUUGGUACUUAUUUAAAAAAUCCAUGUAACCCAGUCUGGGUAUUGGGCAGCGAUACACAUCUUACUGUUCUGUUUUCAUUUGACCAAAACUUAGUGAGUAAAGAAACACAAGCUGACAUUGCUAGACGAACAUUUAAGUUGUUUGAUCAAGAUGGCAAUAAUUUCAUUAGUACUCAAAGUCUAAAGCCAUUGUUGGAAAAAUUAGACCUCGUAUCUGAUGAUGAAUAUGUAAAUCUAAUGUCCUCAAAAUUGGACUCUGAAGGGCUAGGUAUCAUAUUAAUGCCAUCAUUUAUGGAAGAGUUUUUUUCCGAACAAGAAACCAGAACUCCAGAUGUUUUCAUGGUAUUUCAUUACAAUGGACAACCAAGAUCCAAUUCUAAUUCAAAGGUGACAUAUAUAGAAGGUAAUGCUAUUAUCCAGGAAUCUGAUGUUAUUUGCAUAUCUGAGGACAACAAUUUGCAAUCUUGUUUACAAUCCAAGUGGCCAUACAUUGAAAUACAAUGGAAAGGAAAUGUAACACCUUCAAUUAACUAAAAUUAAAUACUAUUAAAGUGUCAAAGAAAAUAUAUAUAUAUAUAUAUAUAUUUUACUAAAUGUAUGGGUAGUUUAAUUUAAAACAUUUAUAUGACUAUUAUUUAACACUGCAAAUUGUAACAUCAUUUUUACUAAAAUAGUAAAAUUGUAAUACUAAAAACAUUUCCUAUGAUAUUCUGAUUAUUUAAAAACUAUAUUUUGCUAAAUUUGUCAUUAUAUUGUUGGACACUACAUUAAUAUUUUUUCAAUUCUUUGAAAGCUUAUUUAAAACAAUAAAUAUUAGCUUGAAAUACAGAAUCCAAGUAUCUCAUAUUUAUAAAUAUUAUUACUAUGUACAUAUUUAUAAAAAAAAUACAUAUUUUAUGAUUUGAUUAA
Rhopalosiphum padi (bird cherry-oat aphid) is the source of this 1882-nucleotide messenger RNA. Its product is annotated as ubiquitin carboxyl-terminal hydrolase MINDY-3 homolog. Gene Ontology annotation, biological process: protein K48-linked deubiquitination. Bases 230 to 1507 code for a protein of 425 amino acids. Gene Ontology annotation, molecular function: K48-linked deubiquitinase activity; cysteine-type deubiquitinase activity; calcium ion binding. The record is from RefSeq and is a predicted model, not a curated record. Lineage: Eukaryota; Metazoa; Arthropoda; Insecta; Hemiptera; Aphididae. The transcript is spliced from 8 exons.